UUCAACCAAGAAGACACAAAUAUUUCCCCACACUUUAUUUUUUCAUUUAUCUUUAUCUCACCAACCCAUCACUAGUUCCUGUUCCUCUGUAACCCAUUUCGUCUUCUUCAACUUUUGCUCUUAGAUCUAUUAUUAAUCCAUGGCUUCGUUUAUUCACUAGGUGGUGUUAGUCGCUGUGUGUGGAAUAAAAUUAGGGGGUUUUGAUCAUUUGUAGUUAUGGCAACUUUGAACCCUUUUGAUUUGUUGGGUGAUGAUGCUGAGGAUCCGAGCCAGCUUGCUGUUUCCAUCGAGAAAACUGAUAAGUCCAAGAAAUCUGGACAAGUUUCGGGCUUGUCUGCUAAGUCAACUCCUAAGCUUCCCUCUAAGCCACUUCCUCCUGCUCAAGCCGUGAGAGAGGCAAGGAGUGAUGCUCCGCGUGGUGGUGGUGGAGGAGGCCGUGGAGGAUUUAGCCGUGGUCGUGGUGGUUACAAUCGUGAUGAUGGUAACAAUGGAUAUUCAGGAGGAUACUCUAAACCAUCUGAGGAAGGAGAUGUUUCUAAGUCUUCUUACGAGAGGCGUGCUGGUGGUGGUGGUGCUCCUCGUGGUUCUUUCCGUGGUGAAGGUGGUGGUGGUGGUCGUCGUGGUGGAUUCAGCAAUGAGGGUGGUGAAGGUGAACGUCCUCGAAGGACAUUUGAGCGUCGUAGUGGAACUGGCAGAGGGAGUGACUUCAAACGUGAUGGAUCUGGCCGUGGGAAUUGGGGAACUCCAGGGGAAGAGUUAGCUUCAAGCUUCUCUGCAUCUUUAAGUGAGACUGAAGCAGUAGCUGGUGUUGACACUGAGAAGGAUGUUGGGGAGAAACCAGCUGUUGAUGCUGAUGCUAACAAGGAGAACACUGCUGAAGUUGAGGAGAAAGAGCCUGAGGAUAAGGAAAUGACUCUUGAUGAGUAUGAAAAGAUACUUGAGGAGAAGAAAAAGGCACUUCAAUCAUUGACCACCACUGAGAGGAAAGUUGAUACUAAAGUGUUUGAAUCAAUGCAACAACUGUCAAACAAGAAGUCUAAUGAUGAAAUCUUCAUCAAGUUGGGUUCUGAUAAGGACAAACGCAAAGAUGACAAAGAAGAGAAGGCUAAAAAGGCUGUGAGCAUCAAUGAGUUUCUGAAGCCAGCUGAGGGUCAGAACUUCUACCGAGGAGGUCGCGGUGGCCGUGGACGUGGUGGUCGCGGCCGUGGAGGUGUUUCUAGUGAAGAGCAUGGUGGUUACCGUAAUGAACCUGCACCAGCCAUUGGAGAUACCACUCACUUCCCAUCUCUUGGCGGAAAGUAAGAUCCAUCCACGUCGAAACUCGUCCAGCAUCCUUAACGAUAUUGUGCCAGGGUUUACUGUUUACCGGUCUCUCGUUGUCAGGUGUAAAUGUUUAGGUGUAGAUUUUAUGCAAACUUACGCCUGACGUCUUUACUUUUGAAACUACACUCUUUUUAUUUACCAUUAUAGGGAAAAAAACAAGAAGUCUUUUUAGGUGUUUUGUCUUUGUUGUUUACUUGUUUUCUUACUUAUGAAACAUGUUUUGAGACAGACAUAUCUAAAUGUUAUGGGUUUUGAGUCUGAA
Molecule: messenger RNA, 1585 nt
Organism: Capsella rubella
Lineage: Eukaryota; Viridiplantae; Streptophyta; Magnoliopsida; Brassicales; Brassicaceae
Product: RGG repeats nuclear RNA binding protein A
Exons: 7
Coding region: 217-1302 (361 amino acids)
Cellular component (GO): nucleus; cytoplasm
Molecular function (GO): RNA binding
Source: RefSeq, a predicted model, not a curated record